Messenger RNA from Phialemonium atrogriseum, 4455 nucleotides. RefSeq lists its product as uncharacterized. Gene Ontology annotation, cellular component: plasma membrane. The coding region runs from base 1 to 4455 and encodes 1484 amino acids. Lineage: Eukaryota; Fungi; Ascomycota; Sordariomycetes; Cephalothecales; Cephalothecaceae. The transcript has 2 exons. Gene Ontology annotation, biological process: post-Golgi vesicle-mediated transport; endocytic recycling; phospholipid translocation. The record is from RefSeq and is a predicted model, not a curated record. Gene Ontology annotation, molecular function: ATP binding; magnesium ion binding; ATPase-coupled intramembrane lipid carrier activity.
AUGAAUGUUGAUGAUGGCGACACCGUCGCCUCGGAAGAGAAGGGAGGCGCCGGUCGCAGGGCGGGGCCGCCAGGCGCAUCAGCGCCGGGGAAGCGCACCAAGAUGGGCCUCAAGCCCAGGGCUCGCGCAUGGUACCAGCACUACGUCGCCGAGCUCAUCCUGCGCCAGAAGCCGCUCCCGCCAAGCAAGGACGGGCGGCGCAUCCCGCUGCGGCUAGACGACGACAAACCGCUCAUCGACGAGCGGCGCGGGCACGCCUACAUAUCCAACGUCAUCAGGACGUCGCGGUACACCGUGUACAACUUCCUGCCCAAGCAGCUGAUCUUCCAGUUCUCGCGCCUUGCGAACUUCUACUUCCUGUGCGUCGGCGUGCCCCAGACCAUCCCCGGCCUGAGCACCACGGGCAGCUACACCACCAUCCUGCCGCUGCUCUUCUUCGUCCUCCUCACCGUCGCCAAGGAGGGCUUCGACGACUGGAGGCGCCACCGCCUGGACAGCGUCGAGAACGCCCGCACCGCCACCGCUCUAAGGCGGGCGUCGUCGUCAUCGGCGGCGACGGCGCAAGCGGGGCGCACUGGCGCCGCCGGGACGUGGUUCCGGUUCAGGCGCAGGCUGCUCGGCAGGCUCAAGCUCGGAGCGACGACGAAGCCUUACGAUCCGGGCAAUUUUCGGGUCGUCCCCGCCGACGGGGAGGCCAACGACACGGGCUUUGAGUGGACCGGCGUGGCGUGGCGGGAUCUCCGGGUGGGCGACGUGGUCCGGCUGGCGCGGGACGACGAGGUCCCCGCGGACUUGGUGCUGCUGCACGCCGACGGGGAGAACGGGCUCGCGUACGUCGAGACCAUGGCGCUUGACGGCGAGACGAACCUCAAGCCCAGGAGCGUGUCGCCCGCGCUCGACGGCUGCUGCGGCACGGUCGCGGGCGUCGCGCGCUGCGCCGCCGAGUUCGUCGUCGAGGACCCGAACCCGGACCUGUACCGGUUCGACGGCCGCGUCGUCGUCGGCGGCGGCGCCGACGGCGGCCAGACGCUGCCCCUCACGCUCAGCGAGGUCGUCUACAGGGGUUGCACGCUGCGCAAUACGGCGUCCGCUGUCGGGAUCGUGAUUAACACGGGCGAGGAGUGCAAGAUCAGGAGGAACGCGAACAGGCACCCCACCGCGAAGAAGCCGGCACUGGAGAGAGUCGCUAACAGGAUCGUCAUCACGCUGGCUAUCUAUGUCGUCCUCCUGUCUGUGGGCUGCUCGAUGGGCUAUAUCAUCUGGCGCAAGUCGACGGAGCGGGAGUCUUGGUAUCUUGACAAUGCGUCGGUCGCGUUCCAGGAGAUCAUCAUUGGCUUCGCCAUCCAGUUCAACAACGUCAUCCCGCUGGCGCUCUACAUCAGCUUGGAGAUCGUCAAGAUCGGCCAGAUGAUCUUCCUAAACUCGGACACGGAGAUGUACGACGAGGUCUCGGAUACACCUGCGAGGUGCAACACCAACACCAUCCUCGAGAACUUGGGCCAGAUUGGCUACAUCUUUUCCGACAAGACGGGGACCCUGACUGAGAACGUCAUGAAGUUCCGGAAGCUGAGCAUCGCGGGAACUGCAUGGCUGCACGACACGGACAUUGAUACCGGGGAAGACGCUUUGCCGCUCGACACAAAGGAGGAGUACAAUGCUAAGGGAAAGGAGAUGGAGUAUGGAAUGGAGAUGUUGCCACCCAAACUGGAGAGACGGUCCUUGGGAGAUUCCCUGAGGCCAACACCAACUGUGGUUUCUCCCGCCUCCCCAACAUCGCCGGAGCCAGGUCGACGGUCCUCCUCGCACUGGCGCUCCACAGCGCGGCCCGACCAUAUCCAGCCGGAGCUCAACACCAGGGACCUUAUCGAGUACAUUCGCUUGAAGCCAGAUUCUCCAUUUGCAAAGCGGGCGACCCAGUACCUUCUGGCCAUCGCCCUCUGCCACACCUGCCUACCCGAGAUGAAGGAUGGAGAGUUGAAUUUCCAGGCGGCCUCGCCCGACGAGCUGGCGCUGGUGCAGGCGGCGAUGGAGCUCGGCUUCGUCGUCGUCCAGAGGUCGACCCGCACUAUCACUCUCAGAGUCCCAGACAGAGACGGCGCCGAGACGCAGCAGGUGUACGAAAUCCUCGACGUGAUCGAGUUCAGCAGCAAGAGGAAGAGAAUGACGGUCGUCGUGCGCUGCCCGGACGGGCGGAUCUGGCUCAUCACCAAGGGCGCCGACUCGGCGAUUCUGCCGCGCCUGAAGAUGGCGCAUCUCGCUCUCCAGAAGGCCGACGAGGUCCGGCAGAGCGCGGAGGCGGAGCAGGAGCUCUGGAGGAGGAGCGAGGCGAGAGAGCCGCGCAACAGCUUUGGCGGUCGGCCGAGCCUGGCCAUCAGGAGGAGCAUCGGGCUCUGCCCGGGUGUUCCCGGGCCGAGCAGGCGGCCGAGUCAGAACAGAAGCCGGUCGUUUGAGACGGGCAGCAGACUCCGCAAGUCGGAGGAUCGUCUGCGGAACUCCCUCACCAUCCGGACGGUUUCGUUGGAUGUGUCGUACGGGGCUCGGAUGCCGCCUCCGCCGUACCAGGGUGCUGCGCCUACGCCUGACAAGUUCGCCUUUCUCGAAGAUCCCUCUGUCUGCGACGACUCUCAAAUCUUCACGCGAUGCUUCCGGCACCUCGACGAGUUCGCGACCGAGGGGCUGCGCACUCUGCUCUACGCCCAGAAGUACGUGCCGGAGCAGGAGUAUCUCUACUGGAAGAAGGGUUUUGACGACGCCACGACGAGCCUGGUGGACAGGCAGGAGCGCAUCGAGGCGGCAGGCGAGCUGAUAGAACAGUCGCUAGAGCUCGUCGGGGCGUCUGCCAUCGAGGACAAGCUGCAGAAACGCGUCCCCGAGACGAUCGACAGGCUCAGGAGGGCGAAUAUCAAGAUAUGGAUGCUCACGGGCGACAAGCGCGAGACGGCGAUCAACAUUGCCCACUCCGCGAGGGUGUGUCUCCCUGGUUCGGACAUGUACAUCCUGGACGUGACCAAGGGGGACCUCGAGGCCCAGCUGGUGGGGGUCAUGGAGGACCUGCAGGUGCUGCCGGGCGGCACGGGCGGCACGGGCGGUUCCACCCUAGGCCACUCGGUCGUCGUCGUCGACGGCCAGACCCUGGCGGCCAUCGACGAGCCCGGCGCUGCCAACCUGCAGGUGCUGUUCUACUCGCUCAUCCCGACCGUCGACUCGGUCAUCUGCUGCCGGGCGUCCCCGGGCCAGAAGGCGCACCUGGUGCGGGCGAUCCGCAAGUCCGGGUCUGCGGAGCGCGGGUCGUCGUCGCCGUGGUGGUCGUGGUGGUCGUGGGCGCGCACGGCGCCGCUGACGCUGGCGAUCGGCGACGGGGCCAACGACCUCGCGAUGCUGGCCGAGGCGCACGUCGGGGUCGGGGUGUCGGGCCGCGAGGGCCUGCAGGCGGCGCGCGUGGCCGACUACAGCGUGGCGCAGUUCCGGUUCCUCGCCCGCCUGCUGCUCGUGCACGGGCGGUGGAGCUACUCGCGCACCGCGCGCUUCGUGCUCGCCACCUUCUGGAAGGAGAUGUUCUUCUACCUGCCCACCGCGCUGUACCAGCGGUCCAACGGGUACACGGGCACGAGCCUGUACGAGAACUGGAGCCUGACGGUGCUGAACACGCUCUUCACCAGCCUGGCCGUCAUCGUGCCGGGCAUAUGGGAGCAGGACCUCGCCCCCGAGACGCUGCUCGCCGUGCCGGAGCUGUACGUCUACGGCCAGCGGGACCAGGGGCUGAACCUGGGCAAGUACGUGGGGUGGAUGGUCGCCGCUGCGGCCGAGGGCGUGCUCGUCUGGUUUGGCUGCUGGGCUGGGCACGGAUAUCUGGGCCGGGUGCAGGACGAGGGCCUAUACGCCCUCGGCGAUCUCGUCUUCUCGGUCGCUAUCAUGUGGACCAACUUGAAGCUCCUUAUUAUCGACACGCACUACAAAACAGCCAUCGUCCUCGCCUCCUUCACCAUAACGACCGGCGGCUGGUGGGCGUGGAACGGCUUCCUCUCGGCGGCCUACUUCAGCGCCGUGUCGCCAUACGCCGUCAAGGGCGGCUUCGCGAUCACGUUCGGCACAGACCCGGCCUGGUGGGCGACGCUCGCCGUCGUGCUGGCCGUGCUGGCCGUCGCCGAGCUGGGGUACCGGGCGGUGAAGCGCAGCCUCGUCGUCAUGGGCCUGUGGGGGUGGAGCAGGCUGUCGUGGGCUACGUGGGGGAGGUUGCUCCGCGGGGGGGUCGGGGCCGGCGCGGUCUGGUCGGGCGAGGGCGUGCGGAAUAGCGUUGAGGAGUGGGGGGUGGAGAUGUGGCAGGAGAUGGAGAGGGAUGCCGGUGUUAGGGAUAUGCUGGGGAAGAUGAGCCGCGAUGAGAAGGGGGAGGAUGAGGGGGAGGAUGUAGACGAGUGUGAGGAUGGGAAUGGGAAUGCGGAUGGGGCUAGGUGUUGA